This is a messenger RNA of Xyrichtys novacula (pearly razorfish), 24999 nucleotides long. The record is from the annotation of a GenBank genome assembly. NCBI's taxonomy places the organism in Eukaryota, Metazoa, Chordata, Actinopteri, Labriformes, Labridae.
AUGGCAACGAGUGUCGGACUGGCCAUGAACCCCCCGCACAGCAGCGAGGAGAGGGCGGUGUUCACGCAGCUGAAGCCGGUCAGGAUGUCCGGAGCGGAGGGAGCGGAGGAGACGUCCGUGUUCGAGGACGUCAAACCCGGGGUGAGAGUUUACGCAGAGCCGCUGGGACUCUCCGGGGGUCCGGUGUGAGUGUGUGUGUGUUUGUGUGAGUGUGUGUUUGUACUUUCUCUCCUUCUUUACUUCACUUUAGUUUCCACAUAGAAUCACGGUCACAGGUGGAAAGAAAAGUUCGUUUUUGAGGGCAAACAAAGGAGCGAAGAUCCUUUUUUAUGACCUGCAGCAGCAGCAGCGUGUCUGCUCUCCUCCUGCCUGUUCAAGGAAGCAGCUCACCUGUACAGGUAGUUAGACACGCAGGUUAAAGUCCUACACAGACACCUGACCUGUAAGAAAACCCAGGUGAAGUUCACCUGGAGGCUCAGUUUAGCAGUUCUGCAGUAAAAAUAAGUCCAAUAAAACUUAUUUAGUUGUUUCUAAGGCUCCAGAAGGAUGGAUUUUAGGAACUUAAGAAGUUGAGUUUUGUUGACGGUGUUUUAAAGCUUCAUCAGGUUUGUUGUGGUCGUUAUUUUUGGCGUUUCCCACUACCUUCUGAGCUGUUUUGGACACGGUGGUCCUAAUAUCUCGCUGGCUUUCCUUGUUUUGCACGUACAUCUAUUCUACUGUCUGAGACUAUAUCUCAUUUGUUGUGACGUCAUUGAAUACGGCUCUCAGUUUGCAGAAAACGAUCAAAAUAAUCUUUAAUAAUCCAAACAAAUUCACUGAAUAUGAACAAUCCUACACAUGCACAUUUAAAACACAUGCAGCCACCACAGUUAAAAUGUGUGAACAUGAUUUUUAUCCUAUUUUUUAUUCCCUAAUGCAGCUAUUCUGUAAAAAAAACAAAGCAAGGUGAUAUUUAAUUUAAAAAGAAGCUGUUUGUGCAUAUAGAGGAAGAAAGAAGCAGAGUCUGUUUUGUCCACAGGGGGCGCCAAAGUUGACCCAAGUCAAAAGUUGCUCACAGGAGCUUUAAUCUGAUCACCUAAAAGUGAUUUGUCUUUGGAGAGAUGGGCUGAAAAUGUACAAAUCAGCAGAUUAUUUCACUAUUUGAGUAAAACUGCUGCACAGAAUAUGGUGAUUAAAGAGAGCUGAGGUACUGGUGGGGUACGUUUAUUUACAUUUUACAAAUUUAAUAUUAAAGACAAACAUUUUUAACAGUUUGAACAGACUGUAAGUUCAUGACAGGAGCUUUAAAAAAGAUUUUUUUCUGUCAGUAUGAAUGAAGAAAAUCGAACAAAUCAAAACUCCUCACAGGAAGCAGUACAAUAUGAGACUUUAGUGAGCACUUUGUUAUUUACCACCAGUGUUGUUCUUGUCAAAAUCCCCCAAAACAGUGAGGUGUCAUUUUUGCUCACCCCUAAGCUGAAACUAAGAGUCAUUUCCUGGUUGUUUUUAAUGAAUGAAGAGCUGCAGGAGUCGAUCACAUGAUGCAGAAGCAGGAAUUCAAGAAAGACCUGAAUCUGCUGCGUCCACCGUGGUCUCUGAUCCCAGAAAACGUGUGUCGCAGCAGGUUGUAAUCUCAAAGUAAUACUCGCUGAUAAACGGCGCCUUCUCCUGACCCUGACCACCUCGCCGCCUCCUUUGUUGCCGCAGAGAUCUGAUCACAGCACAGACAUGACAGCCGCAUUAAAGAUAAAUGGCGGUGAAUGGUACAUCGACCCUGCGUGAUCACAACAGAGCACAAACAGAAAUCGGACGCUUGCGUGUGGUGCUGAGUUUGGCCUCUUUCCAGGUGUUUGGUAAACAGGUGACAGACCCGGACACCUGAGGCUCAAACCGCUCUGCUCGUCCGUGCAGAGCCCACCUGCAGGUCGGCGCUCCAUGCUUUUUAUUUCAGUGAGAUGUGGUGGACUCUGUGUCCUCCUGCGCUGAAGAGGUCAGGUUUCUGCUGCUGCUGAUUUUUUAUGCAAACGCAGAGAGGAAGUGGUCGCAUGCUUGAGCUGCUGUAAACAGACUUUAUCGUCUUCAUCGGAGUUCAGGCUGAGAGCUCGUAAAAGAUCAGGCUUUUAGUUUUUAAAUAUCUUCAUUUGUAGCUUCCACUGUUUAAAAUAUGGAGACAAACAGACUUUAGUGGUUCAAAAGUCAUUUAAAGAUUCAACCCUCCUCCUGUGUUCGUGUCUGCACCGACCUGUUUUAGAUUUUAAACACUUAAAAGAACCUCUUAAAUCAGCUUUCAGGAACCUCUAUUUCAACAAAAUAAAAAUAAAAACAUUAAAUUCACUAACUUAUAAAAUGCUCUUAUUAAAAUUAUGACACUUGUCGUGUUAGAGUCGCUGUUGACCCGGUUAGAAAAAGCAAAAAUUGGAGUAAAAACUGAAAUCAUAAGUGCACUAACAGUCAGAUCCUCUUCCAAUCAUGUGAGAUUUAAGAAAUUCUCAUUUUCCAUGUUUCUCCUGCACAAAAAAACAACAUGGGGCAUGUCCAGACAUGUGAGAUCAGUUCAGGAUGAUUAAGUCUAACAAGGUAACUUAGAGAUGAGAACCAAACUGGAUGAUUGAAAUUUGUUUUUAGUGUCAUUUACAGCUGAUUUAAAACACGGGUCAAGACCGACCCUCAACAUGUAGUGUUAUGUUGUUCGCGAACGAUUCGUUCAAAAGAACCGAAUCUUUUAAGUGAACGCACUGAAUCGACUCGCUUCCUCGAGUGAUUCGUUUGUCUCUCACUUAAGUUGAGCUGAAGUGAGAAACAGUAUUGCCAGGCCAGCAGCCGGCGAACGCGGGACCGCGUGCACCGACGCCUGAAUCACAGAGACCUUAGGCCAGUCCAUAACGGACUACAGCGGGGUGCCGCAGCUCAAGGAAGAACAUUUAUGAUCAUUUCUCCAUGGAAAUACAAUCAGACCGAGAUGCUAAGGCAGAAGAACUACUGCGUCUGUAAAAUGAUCAAUAUGAUGAAUGAGUGCAGCUUCGUCUGAUGAUUGAAGACCCUCUGAGGUGACGAUCCAGAGCAUGUCGUCGAUCUUUACUUUAUUGAAUUUACUUGGAAUUUACUUUGCAAAACAAAAUGAUACUUUUCACUUAACAAUAAUGAGGAAAUCGAGACCCGAUGUAAACAGGGUUAAAAACUAUUGUGCUCUCAAAGACGAACAGCUGCACUAAUUACCCAAGAAAAACCUGCAGGUCUCGAAUUACACGUCUCCUCCAAUAGGAGAGCUGCAGUAAUAAUCAGCGUCAAUUAAACUAAACAACUGUUUAGCCUCUCAGGAUUUUAAUCAGGAUAAACAACAAAAAUGAUGAAUUAUCUGUCAAAUGAUCAGUUUUGCACAAAUGGCUCCAACAUGGUGAUUAUUACUUCAAGGAAAUGAUGAAGAAAUGAUCAUGAUUGAUUGAUUGAUUGAUUGAUUAAUUUUAUGGCAGAAUAUCCCUUUAAAGCUGAACAGCUGAUUGAGGUUUUCAGAGCAACAUGUGCAGCGACCCAGAUAAUGAUGGAGAAGACAGGAGCUGAACUGGCCUCCUGACAGCAGAGGAGAUUCUUUAUCAGACAAGAACGGACUCCAGAAACUGGUCCUGGUUCAGGUUUUCCUGUUUUAUUUUAGAGAGAGGUUUUUCAGUAUCCCUGUUUUCAUAGAUUUGAGGUCACAGUUUUUUGUAUUCUAAAGUUUUCCGGGCUUUGUCUCCUGCUCCGUAGACGUGGAAACGCCGUGCUCUGUCUCUGCUUGUCUUGCAGCACAUACUGUGUUCUGUAUGUAGGUCAUACUGACUGUCAUAAACCAGAGACGACGGAUUUUACAGCCUGAAAGAAGCCGUUUGCUGCCUGUAAGAUCCCAGGAACCUCAGUCAUGUUUGGUUCAGUGUUGAAUUGUCGUAUUUUUGACUCCGACGUUUCCAUCCGAUCCUCUAAACAUCAUCAGCGUGUUUUUUUUUCUGACGCUCAUCUCUGCUUCUUCCUCUUUCUCUUUGCUGGUACUCGAUGUUAUGCAAAACCUGGCUUUGACAAGAACAAAGAAGUCAGGUUAAGUGAAAUAGUUACCCCCCAGGCAAAUGACUGCCAACCACAGCCUGAGAGGGUUUACCUUAUGUGCUCUUGAUUCACCGUGAAUGUGCAUGAAGCAUGUUUGCUAAUGCAUUCCUCUCUGUCGGCUCAUUUCAUCAGUUUUUUUUUCUGACUUCCUCUCUCUGUAAUCUUGAACAGAGAGUCUCUGCUCCAUCAGAGUUUGGGGUGAAACCGUCGUCUUCUUCUGGUCUCUUUUUUCCACUUUCCUCUCCCCUCUGUCAGACACGUCUCUGUGUCAUUGUGUUGGUGUUUUUAACAGCGUUUAGCUAAGCCUCUGCCGUGACAGCAGUAUGUUGCCCGACCUGUCUGAGCAGGGCCCGCAUCUCCACAGGCCGCCUCCAGGCAUCGAGGAGGAGGAGGAUGAUAAAAGCUGACCUCAUGAGAAAGUCUGAGCGGUGAAAGGCUGAUGAAGCUCCUCCAACAUCACACGGGUCUCUACUUUAGCGAAAUGUGACGUUAUCGUUGUACUUUCUGGAGGGUCGCGUGAGCAAAAACGUGACUGUGUCAGAGUUCGUAUUUUCUGAAAAAAGGCACGUUGGUUUCAGAAGCAUUUCCGAACUUUUUAUCUGUAUUCGAAAAACGAUCUGCAGACAAUCCAGACCAGCGCAACGAUAACCUAUCAGAUUUUAGAUAUGAGCAGCUGUCUGUCUUCGACUUGAGGCGAUGUUGACGAGCGCUGAGAACCAAAACAGAGCAGUCAGGCGCUUCACAAACCAGAACAACGAGCUCAGAGAUGUUUAUUUAUUUAGAGCCGCAGAGAAAACUGCCAAAGGGAAUCAAUAACCGUCUAUUGAUCCAUCUGAACAUGAACAAAAAUGAUCAGAUGGUAAACUUGAAUCUUUUAGACGUUAUUAUUAACAAUUUCAGUUUUUCUAACAUCGUCUUCACCGCACAGAUCAGGUCUCAAUCUACAUACUGGGAAAAUAUGAGGUUUUAGUUGGGUGUCAGCUCGGCUGGCAGCCCCCAAAGCUCUGCCGUUGAGCAUCAUACAAAUACAGAAUUCACAGUUACGUUGGAAAAGCUGUGGCGUUGAUACAUAAGAGGGGAAGAAAUGUUAAAUUAAUCUUUUACUCUGACGUUCUCCGGUGCACAAACACAGGAUAUCUGUGUGGGCUGCAAGCUGAGCUGCAAACAAAACAAAACCCUUAAAUUUCAAGGACCAAGAGAGACUAUUUCUGAAGUUUUCUCUUUAAAAGUUUUAACCCUGGUCAGAUUUGAUGUUCUGGUUUUCCCCCUCUGAUAUUUUCAUUAAAAAGUGACUGAAGGAACUUUUUAAAAAACUCAGCUGAGCACUUAUCGUCUCGAGCUCUCCUGUCACAGUUAAAGAGUCAGUUUUUACAUUUAUCUCAGUCUCUCUUUUUAGACCAGCUGAGUUGGCGUUCAGGUUCCUCUUCCCUCAUUUUUAUGAUUUUUUUCCUUGACGCACCGACACUUCAGGCACCCCGACAUUUUGAAAAAAGAGGAGACAAUAAAACUUCUUUCCAAACUGGGACUAUAACAGAAAAACGUCUCUGGAGAGCAGCAGCAGCUCAGAUUUCCUCGACACUGAACACUGCAGCAGAUAUUUAAGGUCUAAUAGAAACUACGACUGAGAGUCAGGUUUUUGUCGGCAGCAGCAGCAGCUCAGUUCACAGCCCCCAAAGAUGUUCUGUGUCCAUGUUCCAAAGGGCAUUAAGAAAAACUGAUUUAUUUCACCAAGAAACUUAAAUAUUAUAGUUUCUUAAGCUCUGAUUGAUAAAUCCAUUUUCAAAUAUAUCAGCAGAAUAUCGUCAAAAACAAUUAUUUUGUCCAAAUCUGAGUGAAACUUGAGCUGCACUUCAGUUUAGUAUCACAAAUAUAGAGCUGGGCGAUAUUGCCUUAAAUCAAUAUCAUGAUAUAUUGAUCAGUCUCUGACUUACGACAGCGUCUUAAAGGGACAUGAGACCAUCGCCUACCUACACACAUUAAAACUAACUUUGAUUUAUUGAGUUUUUUGACACCGAAUAUACUGACAUGGACAAAAUGACGUCGGUUAUUGUCAUUAAUUUUAGUAUCAGUACAUUUUGGGUUUAUCGCCCAGCCCUAACAUUUACUCAGACAUGUUUUCUCCUGUUUGUAAUCGGCUCCAUCUCAGCAGCAGUAAUAAAUCACUGAUAUAAAACCUAUUUCUAGAUUCUUCUGAUGUUGUGUCACCGUGAAGACGGCAGAGGAAGUUACAGAGUAACUUCUACAGAGAGCGUGUCUCCGCUCUGCUCUAAUGAUUCCUGAAGAUCAAUACUCAGAUAUGGUUUGAAGUUUGGUCUUCAGUUAUUCUUCACAUGUGCGGAUCGUUCAGGGACUCUGAUGAAUGUGAGUUUCAGCUCCUCAGGUGAAUUAUCGGACCGUGGUCCACCUUUGCUGCUGGAGGUCGGCGUGUUUUUGCUUCGUCGAAUGAUUUGACUUCCAGGACAACAAAAGCUGCAGAUUUGCAUGAGCGAGCGUCUGCUGACGAGUCUCUGCUGGUUCACAGAUGGAUGAUGGGAAAAAACAUGAUUCAUGUUGUUGUGUUGGUUCUUGUAGAGACUCGGAGGACAUGGAGACACUUUGGUCUUCACUAUUUCAGGUCGGAGGUGGAGUGAGCGUCUCUGUCUCUCUGUCUCUCUGUCUCUGUCCUCUCACUGCUCUUACUCGUCGGUUCGGAUGUCGGGUCCUCCGUCGUUGUGAAACAUCUCUUGACUCUGUAUGCACGCUGUUUUUAGUGGUUGUCAUGGCGAUAUUUGCGCUGAUAGAGAUCACAGUAAGUCAACAGUGAGACGACUGAUGGUAUGAAAGCUUUAAACCUGCAGAAAUCACAAACGUAUCCUGACAUAAAAGCUGAAUUUGUUUUCUGUGUGUUUGUCCUGGAAAACAUCAGAGUACCAGUUUAUCAAUGAAGAUUCUGGACCCGGUUCUGCUUCUCAGUUCUGGUUCCUGUCUGUUCUUGAUUCUGAUUCCUGUACUUUCUGAGAAAAAAGUCACUUUAAAGAGGAAAAACUUUAUUUUUGGGACGAAUAGACUCUCGACAAAUCAACAAGAAAAAUCUGUUUAAAACUCUUUAAGAUAAUGAAGAAUUUUUACUCGUUUAUUUUGCUCUUCACAGAUUCCUGCACUACAGGGUCUCUUUUUGAAAGUGAGAUAAAAUAUGUUUGAAAUGAUUCGUUCACCUCAGCAGCUGAGAAAAUCGAUUUGUUGACGUGAACGUGUCCUCCUCCCCAAAACUAGGGGGCGAUAUGGGUCUUUACAGCGGCGCUGUCACCGGACCUUUUUUAAAGAUGUCUCCGUUUCUCGUUUUGCAACCGUCCAAAUACUUUAAAUGUCCAUUUCUGUCAGGAUGGAAACCAUAACAGUGCUCUCCUCGUCGUUCCAAAAGUCGAGCAGCACCAGCAUCAUGUGGUCAGUCCUGUUUUCAUAGAUGCUGUUUGCAGAGGAAGUCGUUUUGUCAGUGACGAUAUUUAGUGUAAUCUCUCGUUAAAGUUGAUGCUCCCUCUAGUGGUCGUCUGUAUUAUUGAAAAAAAAAACCCUCAUUCCUGCAGAAUCUCCGUUUUCAAACCCACACAGAUCCAUCGUUUGACUCAUCCCUCUCAGAUUGUUUGGUCUGCUGAUGUCAUAAUUACCCAUCAUGCCCGGCCGUGCCCCUGCAGACGGCCGCCUGUUUCUUAAUACCUGCGGUCUCUAAACUCAUCUGCCGGUUGAUCCCCUGGGUGACUGUCUUUGUUUACGUCUCAUUUGUCUGGAAAAACAGUGAAAAUCGUUCACGUGAACGAUGAGAUCAUCCUGUGGUGAGGGGGGGGGCAGGAUCCAGGUCUGAUAACAGACCAGGACUUCCAGCAAACUGAAUCUGAGAGGGAGGUUUUCUUUUUCUCCUUUUCUUCUGGAGGUAAAAAUCUGAAACAAAGAGUGACAAUGAAGAGGAGACAGAAAUAGGACAGCUGGUGACGCGGCGUGGUCGUGUGAAAGGACGUUAACAAGAGGACGCCGCGGCGGAUUCUCAUGGUGACACAAAAACUGGAUCAGAGUCGGAUCAUAUUUCAGCUGUGAGGUUUAGUUUCUCCAGAAAGAGAGAAAAUCAGCUCUUGAAUAAACUUCCAUGUUUUAUUGUGAUAAUUGAAGGAAAUAUUGAGUAACUCUGACAUGGAAGUAUUGACUGAUCUCGAAUCGCUCCCUUGCUCACCUCCUCCUCCUCCUCCUCCUCCUCCUCCUCUUAUGGUGGCAUUUAAGGACAAGAAUCUCCUCGAUAAUUAUGUCGCUCCAUUUGUCCGUCAAUGUCUAUCAAAACAACUUCUUCUGCACUUAACAGCCACCGUCUAGGGCUGUGAAGUCCAAGUCGACUUAAGUGCUGAGUCGACCAAAACUCUGAUUGGUCGACGCAAUUUUUCGUCAAUUUUCAGUCUACGGUUCAUUUCAAUAGGAGGAACGUACCAAGUGUUAAUGGGGGAGUGUUUCAGAGCUCCCCCAUUUCACAGGUAAACAGCCUGUCUCAAAACACCCCCCAUGUUUUUACCGUUUUUCACCAGAUUUAGCGACAAGAUGGCUGCCUCCAUGGACAGGGACCUGCUCCCAUGAAACGUCGGACGUUGAAGAGACUUGUAGAUCAAGUCAGUAUUGGGUUGGUCGAUCAAAGACCACAUCUAGACGUCAGUGCGACAUGCAAAACAGAUUAGAAAUUUCUACGUCCAAACUGGACCUCUUUUGGACGUUGAAAUGACGUCCACGUUUGUGCCUCAUCUGGACGUGUGUGUGUGGUCCAACAAGGACCAAAUCUAGACGUCGGUUCAACGUGCGAAAUAGAUCCAAGAUUUAGACGCCACUAUUAUACCUCUGUUAGACAUUGAACUGACGUUCACAUCAACAUGUAAUUUGGAUGUGCUGUCCACCACCGGAUCUACAAGUCGUGUUAACGUCCAAAAUUGGUCCAAGAUUUAUAUUGACCUGUUUCAGACGUCAAAACCACAUUUAGUCACUUUUAGGGUUAAUGGAGUUGACAACAAAUUAAAUAAACAUGUUUAAUAGUAGCUGAAGACUGAAAAGUGGUAAAAAUGACAUAAAUACACUAAAUUUGCAUUUAUAAACACAUGACUGUGAGAGUAAUGAGACUGAUUCUGUCUGUAAUUGAAUUAAAAACAAUAAAACAUUUAAAAACAGAGAAAUUUCUGUUGUUUGUAACCUCACAUGGGUUUAUAUCGGAGUGGAUUUUGACCGCCCGGCUGUAAACUCUCAUUUUUAUUCAUCCGUGUCUCUUGAAGUCACAACAGGCCGUCCUAUCUCUCCUCCAUCAGCGGUCAUAAAGCGGCUCUGCAGUCUCAAAGGUUUUGUUUUUGCUCCGAUGACCCUGCCAUGAUUUCUGCUCUGUUGAUCCACAGCAGACCCCCCCCCCCCCCGACAUUAUCAGCUCCAUUUUUUUAGUUUUAUGGAGAUCCAAAGGCGAACGGCCGCUCUUACUCCGCAUUCCUCAGAGUCAUAAAGACGACCCGCCGCGCAGACGCAGACGAUUGUUUUGCAAUUAGCAGUCAGGGAACGAGGUCUGGAGGUGGAGACGGAGGGGGUCAGAGGCUUUAGGGGGCAGAGAGAGGUCAAAGGUCAGCUUUGAUUGUCAUGAAAUAACAGAUAUUAUAGUAAUAAUCUGAAUGAAUCGUGGCUCCACUGUUAGCCUCACCUCUGCUUUUGUGUUUUAGUCGUGUUUGUUGCAGCACGGCUUCAUCUGUCAGCAGGAUGACGAUGAAGUGUGUCCCUGUAUUUUAAAUGAGGCUAAACCACACGGAGGUCCUUUAAGGAUGGACGCCGUACUGUCAGAAAGCGUGGAAACCCCCACUCUGUCCCAUAAAGCAGAAGUGAGCUGAUAAGAGUUAUCAGGCUGAAGGAUUCAUGGUGGAGCAGUUAUACGUGUCCUCCAAUUAUUAACCCACCGAGUCAUUUAGAAACUCCGAAAAAUCAGAGUUAGUCCAGAAACUUCGAUCUGAGGAUUUCCUGAUUCCAUGAUAACGUGUUGAGGACAAAGUGAACUAGUUAUACUUUGAUGUAGGGCUGGGCGAUAUGGGGAAAAGAUUAUCAUGGUAUAUGUUUAGUCGAUGUCAUUAUAUAUCAGGAUAUAAAAAAUGAAAUUUAACAUUUAACUACUGCAUCUGUGAGAUCUUUGUGUCUCUUUGGCGUUUUGUCAUAAAGCCGACUGAAUGGUCGUCUGUUUCGGCUCCUCGCUCCUCUCGGGGUUUGUAACCUUCUGCGUUGCGCGUGCUCUGCGGCGUGGCGCUGCUUCAGGUGGUGAAAAAGAUUUGAGGUAUUCCCCGACUUUGUGAGAACAUGAACUCGACAUAAUUUACAGUCCACAUUACUCUGCUUCAUGUCCGACCUCCAAAAACCAAAAUACCUCCACACCACCGACGUUUUCCUAACGCCAGUGUUGUGGUUGACAUUGAUGUGGUCAUCUGUUGAGCCUUCAUGGUCAUUUCUGUCGGGGGUAGCACUCAUUUUCUUUGUUUCUCACCAACAGUGCUGUCGGCUUCACCUGUUAAAGUGCUAUGGUUGGGUGGAGCUGCUGUCUGCUACGACGCUGCAGUUGGUUGAUACUUGGUUCUAAUUCAGAACAUGAUUGGUUCAGACCCGGAGAAACUCCCCUUUUCAUUGGCUGUUCGUAAAGUCGACCAAAACAUGUCAGAAUGACGACUAUUGAAAAGGAUAUUGAUCAUGUUUGAUAUUGAUAUUUAGGGAAAUUAAUCUUUAAUAUAUAUAGUUAUCAUUUCAUCGACCAGCCCUAUGUUGAACCCAUGCAAAGGUUAAUCAAUAAACACGUCAUAUCUAAAUAAUAAGAUGUGAUUGAGCUGGAGCCUCGUUUUCUUGCUAGCAUUAGUUGUGGUGUUGAUCGGGCGUCCAGCUCCUUUUUCACCUCAUGUUCUUUUAUUAAACAUUUUUACGUUCCACUUGGUACAAUAACGAAAUAAAAGGACAACAAAUAAAUCGAGUCAGGUGUUCACAAAAGCAGUUUUGAACAGGAAGGUAUGGCGUGCUCUGAGGGGCUCUAAAAAACACGUCUACAACGCUCUCGUCUCCACCACUGUCCCCUGGAGUUUUCAGGAGGAUCGUCCGCCACACUAAGAGUUUGUUCUGUAUUUACAGUAAAGUCCUUAGAAAAUAAAAUAAAAUAGAAAAGUUUGGAGAGUCCGGGUCUGAAAGCUGAACGGAUUAACAGCAGAGCAGGAGGGGACAAAGCCAAGGGCACCCGGGGGUGAGGUCUGCCAGCGCCCCGGCAGCACAGGGCCUGUUUGUGUGGACUCCAGGAAUCCACACAGAAGCCUUCAGUGGGAAGAAAACAGAGAGGCUGUUUUUGUUUUCUCUUUUUUCUCCCUCUCUGCUAAUAGCCCGGACUUUAAUUUCACGCUGCGCUCAGAUUGCAGCGAUGACAAGGUGGUUUGAGUUCACCUGCAGGAGACGACGAGCAUCUUUUAGCCCUGAAGACGCCGCUGACACGUCUGAGUGUACGAUGAGGUUUUUCCUUUUCUGUGAAAAAUCCUGAACAAAAAUAACUGAAUUUCCCUGAAAUCACUUCAUCAGAUUAUGAACGGGUGGAUGAUGGAUGAGGGAGGUUUGGUGUUGAGUUUGCCGCGCUGGGAGGAAAGUGUUGAGACGAACUUUCUCAGCUGCUUUGUCCUCUGUGGAUGAAACUCUAACGGCGUGUCAGCGCCUCGUUGGCUCAUUUGUCCGUGAAUCAGUCGCUCCACUCCGGUGUGGUUGACAAAGCUCAGGUCAUACUCUUCAGUUCCAUGUCGGUUUCUCUUCUUAUUUCACCUUCAGUUAACCAGAGAGUUCAUGAUAAAAACAAACACAAAUUUACUCAUUUAUACCCUUAAACUCGAACCACAAAUGUUCAGGAAAUUUUACAGAUUUCAGGACGUAGAAGUCGAACGUUCAAAAGUUUUUCCUCUGCUAAACAUCAGUUUUGUCGUUGAUAAAGACGGUUUGUUGUUCCUCCUCCUUUCUUCAGCGUUGUGUGUUUGUGUUUGUCUCUGAAGGAUCUAUUUUUACCUGACAGUGUUUAAGUUUCGCUGCGUCGUUCUCAUGCCUCCUCUUUUGUUUUGCUCAGACCUUUUUUUUCUUCUUCUUCUUCUUCUUCUUCACGCUUCAAAUCCUCUCAUCAGCCACGCCCACGGAGGAGCUCUCUGUUUGUGUUUGUGUGCUGCGUGUGUGCAGAUGUUGUUGUGCACGCUCAUAUCUGUGCAUCUUAAAAGUGCAUGCAUACUUUAAUGCAUUUUUGCAUGCAUGUAUUUCCCUGUUUGUGUGCAUUAGUGGUCUGUGCUGCACAGAUUCUUGAGGUUACGGCCUCUGAGCAUCUAAAGGAGCUACUGUCUGCAUGAGCGACUCUGAAUGACAAACACACACACACACACACACACACACACACACACACACGGCGGUUAAUCAGGAUUAGGAUCAGAUAAUGCUGUCUGUUUAAACAAAAGGAAAAACAUACCUGUAACUUCUUUUCUUCACCUGCCCGUACCUGUUAGUGAAAAACAUUUCUCUAUUUAUAACGAGGUAAUCUGUCCACACCCUCAAAGAAGAACAAUCACAUGUGAGUGACUGUUGCAUGACAUCGGUCACACAUGCAAACUCCAACAACCGUCGCUGUAGUUACAUCAUUUAAUUCUGUUCGAUUAUAUUCGAGCACAUUCACAAAAAUAGUCUGACGUUCGGAUUUAAUUCAGUUCAACACAGUUUGUAAUAAAUCAGCUGCAGAAAAGUGCGACUAAACACCAAAAGAGAAAUAUAGAUUUUAAGUUCUCCCAAACUUUUCUUUGACCGUUUUCUUCAUCGUUAUUUUUAUUAUAAAUCUGCUGUUUCGCUCUUUUCUAAAGUGGCCCUGAGGUGCAAAACACAACUAUAUUAACCAUUGUGUUUUCUCUUUUGUCGUUGUGUUUUGCACCUAAGGGCCUCCGUACUUUUCGUUUGUACCAGUCAUAUCACAGCCACCUCAUCACAGUCUGCUGACAGGUUAACAGAAAUGUCCGAUUUUGACAUUUAUUCAUGUGUGAUUUCAGCAGAGGUGCGGUGUCGGUGGUUGUUUCUCUGUUUACAUCAACUUGUUUUUUUUUCUAUUACUAAAGAGCGAGAAAAUUUAUCAAAAUGUUUCUUAUUUCAUCAUAUUUUAUAGCAUCAUAUCCCAAUUAUUAUGUCUAACUUGAUGUGUUGCAGAAAAGUCGUCAUGUAAAGUUUCAUAUCCUACAGUAUCCUAUCAUAUCAUAUUAUAUACCAUAUUUCAUCAUAUAUUAUAUCAAGUCAAUGUUUAUUUAUAAAGCACCUUUGAAACAGCAGUCAAACAAAGUUCUGUACAUGAGAUAAAUAAAAGAGAUAAAUACAUAAAUAACAAUAGAACAUAAAAUAAAAACAGUAGAAUAAAAAACACAGACAGUAAAAGAAGAAAAGCUUCAGUUCCUCUGAUUCCUGUGAGCUCAUUUAUUAAAAGCAGGGAAGAAAAAGUGGAUCUUUAAAGAUGAUUUUAAAAAACUCUGUCAGGCUGUAAUAUUUGCUGUAAUCAUUUAUCAUAAUGUACCACAUUGCUGAUAAUGUGUCUUAUUUUAUUAUGUCGUCUUUGGCUGAGAAAAUCAAAUUUAAAGACAAUAAAGAGGCUUAAAAGAAAUCCGGACUUUGAUGUCAGAGUUCUUGGACUGCAGAUCUCAGAGUCGUCUUCAACCUUUUUUUUAAUCGUUUGUUUUUCUUUCAGACUCGGCUGGAGUUGGACAAAUACUUCCCCCAGGUCAACAGUCCACUCCUGACCGUCCCACAGACAGACCCCACAGACAAGAAGUACCGACGAGAGAGCGCCUCUGUGGUGGACGAGUACUUCUCCGAGGACAAACCCAACGCACCCUACAGCCUCAAUAUCAACGUCAUCCUCCCCAGCACCACCCACCUCCGCACGGGCCUCUACCGGCCCAACACCACCAAGACUCUGACGCCGCAGCAGAUCAAGACAGAACCGGGACUGGAGGUGCCCUGCUCCAUCUCCACCUCCAGCACUCAGGCCCUGCCGGACUUCACCUCUGUGUUCAGUGUCCCGCCCGUCGUCAACAACGUCUUCAUCAAACCAGAACUGAGUUCUGGAGGUGUGGUGAGCGUGCCCGCUGGCGCCCAGCAGCCGCCGCAGCAGCAGCAGCCAAACUUUGACGCAGAGCUCCACAUCGGACCUCAGCCCCCCCAGCCGCAGGUCUACCACAUGCCCGUCAGCAGCUGUGCCGACCUCACCAUGACUCUGACCCACAACACCCCGCACGUCUCCACCAGCGGCAGGACCAUCAUGAACCUCGGCGGGGUCGCGUUGCCGACAACCAACGGCAACUACCUUCUGGGGGACCACCAGCUGCAGCAGCACCAGGGUUACUACCAGGUCUCACCGAGCAACUCGACCCAGCACACGGCCCCCCACAGCCUGCCCCCCUCACCCCCGAACUCACAGCCAGGGAGUCCGGACGGUCAGGCGGAGCUGCUCACCUUGGCGCCACAAGCCCGGGCCUCGUAUCAGCAGCAUCUGGGGGGCAUUAAGGUCACGGGGUUGUCCCAUCACGCCAUGCUGAUGACGCACGGCCAGGGAGUCCUGACGGGUCCCAAAUACAACCGACGGAACAACCCGGAGCUGGAGAAGAGGAGGAUCCACUUCUGCAACUUCCAAGGUGUGUGGGUCAGCGUACCUGACAGGAAAUACAACACAGAAAUAGACAGUCAUGCAAUUUGACCCGUUCUCACACAACACGCCACACUUUACAUUUCUCACGCUUAUUUUUCUCUGUUCAAUACUCUUGGCUUGCCGUAGUUCAAGUAACUGAUUGACUGACCGAGAUAACCAAUCCCAGACCAAUCCAUCGGUCCUUUGUGCCUAAUGCUGUGUUUGAGUUUCCUCGUCACACCCGAGUUCCCAGCGUUUCAGUUACCAAGUCAAAAAAAAGCAAAAUCUGAGGCUGAAACAAGAUGGCUAAGUCUACGAAAGUUACUUCAGCACUUGACUUAUAUUCGGACAAGGCAAGCGCUAAAAUAACUUUCGUAGAUGUAGCCAUCUUGUUUCUGCCUCUGAUUUUGAUUUUUUCAGACUCUGUAACUGAAACACUGAGUUUUUUUUGGGUCUUGGCGUCUCUGACUAUCUUUCACACACAACAGCGCCGACGUUUAAAACCCACUCGACCUGAUACAAUAUUGACACAUGAAUGUAUUUUGCCGAAAUUCUUGUUACAAUUUUCAUUUCUAAUUUUGGUUCAUUAAGACGAGUAUUAGGGAGAGCAGCUGUCAUGGAGGUGAGAACAUCAGUCUCAGGGUAUAAAUCAACGUUAAAAAAAGCAACAAAAAAAUUCGCCGCCAAACACGUCACAACGCUAAAAUCUGACUCUUGUCAUUUUCUGAAACUCGGCCGCCCUGAUCCUGUGUUUGCAGCUCUAAUGAUAUAAAUGUAAAACUGUAAAAUCCACUGACUCUGUGAGACCGGCAGCUUUCCUUUGUUUUGGUUUGUCAACAUCUGUGAUCAGCUGACAUGUAAAGGUCCAAUCAGAAACCACGUUUUACCGUCUCAGCAGUAAAGGUCAUAAAAGUGGAAAACCUGCCCAGGUCACUUUUUUUUUCCAACACAGAGACAGAUAAGAAAACACAAAUUUGAUUGAUAAGCAGAAUCUGUAACAGAGUCGAUAUCAAUCAUAUCUUAUCGAUUCUCAUCUCCAAAGACAUAAAUAACUGUGUUUAUGAAGCAGUAAAUUUUUGAGAUAAUUCGACAUGAAUGAGAUGUCCAUGUUUUCGUUUGUCUCUGUCUCAGGGGUCAAAGGUGACACACGGCCUGUUUUCAGAUAAACAGAUUUAUGGAGGAGGUGAAGUGUGUCAGGUGAGGACGUUUUCUAACCGUCUCUCUCUCUGAUUUCUUUUCAGGCUGCACCAAAGUUUACACAAAGAGCUCUCAUCUGAAGGCGCACCAAAGGACGCACACAGGUGAGACACCGGUUACCUGAACCUGAAAUACACCGACAGGAACUGAACACCCAGAUCUCUGACUUUCUUUGGCAUGGCUGAACUCCACCUUAGAUUUACCUUCAGUUCAGAAAAUGUGAGAAAUUUGGAGACUAGUAAAGAUCCGCUGUCUUCUUCGCCUACGCUCGGAUAAAACAUCACUUGUUCGCAGAGAUAGUUGGUGUUUAUCUUCUACAGGGAACACGCACAGCGGUCAGUUCUCUGUUUAAGCUGCUUUAAGAUGAUAUAAGAUGGACUUUUAAUGUGGUCCAGUUCUUGAGUUUUGGUCGGAGUUCUUAGAAAAGAGUUCAGUUUUGUGGUAGAGUUGACCCCGUCUGCAUUUUGGUUCUCUUGACUCUUUAUCGACGAAGGAGACGAGCUGACAGCAUCCCUGCAGCUACGACUCGUGCUGUUUUUGUCGGCCUGUUUAAAUUUUAGUUUUAGUCUUUGUGUCGAACUGUCUUUUUAGUUUUAAUCAGUUUUAGUCACGUUCAGACUCAUUUUUGUUUGGUCAUGUUUUAGUCGACUAAAACUCUGAGCAUUUUAGUCGAGUUUUAGUCAGAAUAGCCCAUGACUAUUUAAGUCUAUUUAAGUCUAUUUUAGUCUAGUUUUAGUCAAUGGUUUUAAUCUCUUUUUAGUAAUGUAAUUCUGUCUAACCCAGUUAAUAUAGUAUAAUUACCUAGUAUAGUUUAGAAUACAUAAAACCAAAUUUUUCUUGUAGUCAAACCCAUUUCACAAAUCAAACAUGGUUAUCUUAUUAUUAUAUUAUUAACUUAUAGACUAAAGAAAACAUCCAUUCAGACUCUGAGCUGACUGCUCACACACAAGCUAGACACACACACGAGCACUGCACACACACAUGCUGAGCUAACGUCUAACGUGAAAACGUCUAAAAAUACUGCGAGUUAGGGGAUUGAGGAUGUGACGUUGCCGAGGAAACAGAAAACGGUAACAAUGCAACCAAACAAUUUCGUCUCGUUUUAGUCAACAAAAAUGAAGAGACAUUUGAGCAGAGUUUAUAUUUUGUAAACCACAUUUAAUCUCGUUUUAUUUGUCAACAAUAUUGAAUUUUAUAUUUAGUUAUAGUUAUCAUCACAAGACCACCGUUUACGUUUCGCCUCGUCUCGUUUUUGUCAUGUGACAAAGGUUCAUUAAUAACAAUAUUUCGUCAUAGUUUUCAUUGAUGAAAGCCACACUAGCUACAACCACUCUUAAAAACACUGAACUAUCCCUUUAACUAUUCCUAAUUUACUCAGGUCUAAUCUACCGUCUUGUAAAUGUGUGAAGGAUGACUGGAUUUCUGAGUCGGGGGAUGAAAAGGAAAACGGUGAAAUUUUACGUCUGUAUUUUUGACGAAUGCGACUUUUGGGGGAUCUCUCUGAUUUCUUAUUCAGGGUGAAAUUUGAAAAAAAAAACCUUAAACUAAUCCAGCUGCGCUCUCUUCACUCAUACCUUCAGUUAACUCUUCCUGUCACUUCUUAAUUUGUCUCACUGCCGGUUCGGACACGCCCUGUAUCUAUAAGAAGAAUAAUGAGGAACACAAUCAAAAGUAAAGACUUCUUAUAAGGAGUUUGAGUUUUUUCAUCAGCGUGUCCGAACGUGCUCGAACCUGCCGGCUGAGACAGAACAAAGAGCGGAGGAGGGAGGAGGGGAGGAAGAAGGAAAGAGGAAAAAAAAGAGGGAAGACACGCUCUUUAAACGAAGGCCAAACCAGUUACUCCUGCUUUUCAGUCUCCUCUCACAGGAUGGUGGGGGGUGUUCAAGAAUGGGGGAAGGCUGGUUUCGAUGUGUUCCCCCUCUGUAAGAUGAAACCUGUGGAUUCCCAGCAGCCUCCGACCAGGACUCUGCAGAUUUACUCAUGCGAUAAAAGCCGCUAAACCCCUUUUGGUGUGAAUAGAGUGACGGAGGAGAGCGGGGAAGUGCACGUGAACGAGAUGAGCAAACAGAAACAGAUCAUAAAUAGAUCCGAUGAAAGUUUAUUGGUCCUGGUGGGGAAGUUUGGUUGUUACAGCAGCAGGAUCCUGCAGAGAUGAGGGCAAAUAGACCAUAAAAUAUGAAAAGAGAAGAGUAAACAAGAUAAUAGAUAAUAAAGAAGAGAGAGAGAGAGCGGAGGAAUUUCAGAAAUACACUCUUAUUAUUAUAACGACCGUGUUAUGAGAUGAUCUUAGUCUGAUGUUUCCGAGGUCUUGGUGAAGUCGUCACGUCCUCCAUGAAUCAGGCAGAAACGUUCACUUUUGGAAACAACACGCCGCUUAAUCUGGUGACAACAGACGCACAAUAAGGUCUCUCUCACUGUCUGCACUCGUAUAAACUCAGACAUCGCAAAAACAAAGAAACAAAAACUAAAGCUAACUGUCAGACAAGCUACGCCAAAACAUGCACAUGGUGAGUCGAAAUGACUGAAAACACGGUGAAAUGAUCGUACAAGAAUUAUAGAAGUGAUCUCAAACAUGUUAAAUAAAAUUUAAAUACUUUUAACAAGAAAAACAAACUUAUUUCGUAGCAUUUUAGCAGAGUUUAUUAGCACACACUACUCUCAUAGCGUAGACUGGCAAAGACGCUGCAGGGAGCCCCAGCAGAGGGCGCUCACGUCACACAGUCCCAGCGGAUAUGCAUUAGGAUUCAUUGUAAACAGUAUUUAAUAGUGUUUAAACUAUUAAUAUAUUGGGAUAAUUACAUUUUAUGCAAAGUGAUGGCGAGCGGAAUCUUUAACUCCUCUACUUUUGCAUGAUACGUGAAAUACUGUCAGUGGCGAGGCUGAAUAUCUUGGAUUUGGAAAUUUAACAGGGCUAACUUUUCAACGUUUCUUUUGAAAAACCCUCAUGUUAUAAAAACCCUCACAUAUGUGCAAAAGAGUGAGUUUUUAGGGGCGUGAAAAGACCUCCAAAUGCAGGAACAUUUAAACUGAGGGAAAUUAAAGUUUGACCACUCAGAAAUGAAGCGUUGCCUACACUUAUAAAAACUAAAUCAAUAUUAAAUGUUCAAUAUGACCUUUAAAACAGUGUUUAAUAGUUAAAGAAGACCUAAAAAAUCUCCUUUUCUAUCCUGUUAACAAACUCCUGUACCCUACAGGAGCAACUGCAAGGAGGUAAAUUCAUGAUACUCACUAAAUCUCUAAAAAGUUGCAGCGUUUCGGACCCCAGACCCCAGACUGAACUUCCUCUUUGUGGGAUUCAGCAGCAGUUGUUUCUGGUAACUGUAUUUGGUUCUGCUCUGAAUCUCAAAAACAGGCUCGUAAUCCGGCAAAACCAGGCCUGCCGAGUCUUGUUGGUGAUGACUCAUGAGUUAGAAACGUUGAGAGCAGGAAAUGUUCGGAAACAAAAUAAAGUAACUCAUACCAGAGUGAAGAGGUCGACGUUUUCUCCCAAAAACUGUAAUUUAAUAUCAUUUAAACAGACCGAUCAGUCUUACGUUAUCUUUGGAGUUCCUCAGGGCUUUGUCCUCGGUCCUCGCCUCAUUUUAAAUUUUGUUCCUCUGCAGAAUCUAGUGUACCUGUGCAGCUCUAUGACACGAGGUGAAGAAAACACCUCCAACUGUAGCACAUUAUCAAUCUACAUGUUGCAUCAACGCCCCCAUGAUGUCGGCAGAGGUUGCUUUAAUGUGGCGGUCUAUUAUCUCUCGUCCAUCAUACACCUGUUUCAGUUCACUGAGGGUGAGAAAUGUCGUUCCUCCUGAGGCCGUCGUAUCAGGAAAUGGUCUUUAAAAAAUGUUAUAAAUCUUCUGAGUAUCACUUUCAUUUUAUUCUCUUUGUAGGACGCCGUUUCAGAGGUUAAUACCCGUUUACAGAGCAGGCGUCGUGUUUCUGAGAAAUCAUGGAGAUAGACCUUCGCUGAAGUUAGUCAGCUGCUGGUGUGGAUUUGUAAAGAUCAGGUUUACCUUUGUGUGGCGUGGUCUAAACUGUCACUACUGAAUAAACCUUGAGUUUAGCAGCUCCAGAUGGAAAGUCCAGUUUGAUGUAAACUGUCUGUUUCCAUGUUUAUCCUUCUCCCUGGAUCAGCUGGUGGAUAACACUCAGACUGAAUAAGAUCCGGAUCAGCUGACUCACUAGACUCUGUUUUUAAAGUCCAGGUUUCAAAGUGGGUUAAUUUGGAUCUUUCUGCUGUGAGACUUAUCUGUCGCUGAACUGGAUUUACAGGAGUCUAACACCCUGAAGUUUUGUACAAGUUUUACUUAAAGGGAUAUUCUGGUGUAAAAUUAAUUUGGGGUCAAACCCACCGUAACCCCGAGUUAGACCCCCCCUCCAGAGAUGAAUGUUGUCGACCGCUUGCUUCUCUAGUUAUACCAACUUUAGUAACGACUGCAGGAUAGAAAUACACAACGGUCUGAGGAGACACCAAACAUCUUUUUAACUUUGACUCAUUUUAGCAAAGAGACUAAACACAACUCACCUACUCUCUUCCAGCAGACGCUUGUUUGUAGAGAGACCUCAGGCCAGUCCAUUACGGACUACAGCGGGGUGUCGCAGCUCAAGGAAGAACAUUUAUGAUCAUUUUGAUCUGCAGACGCUGUAGUUCUUCUGUCUUAGCGUCUCGGUCUGAUUGUAUUUCCAUGAAGAAAUGAUCAUAAAUGUUCUUCCUUGAGCUGCGGCACCCCGCUGUAGUCCGUAAUGGACUGGCCUGAGGUCUCUCUACAAACAAGCGUCUGCUGGAAGAGAGUAGGUGAGUUGUGUUUAAUCUCUUUGCUAAAGAAAUGAGUCAAAGUUAAAAAGAUGUUACUAAAGUUGGUAUAACUAGAGAAGCAAGCGGUCGGCAACAUUCAUCUCUGGACGGGGGGUCUAACUCGGUGUUACAGUGUGUUUGACCCUAAAUUAAUUUUACACCAGAAUAUCUCUUUAAGUUUGUAUUUUUUUUAAAAAGGGGCGAAAACAAACAAAAACCAGAAGAAACUAAAUGAUAAAAUCUGAUUAUAUAACGUCGUCCUAGAAUAACGUUUCACAGGAAUGUGAGAGCACACUUCCAAACCUUCUGAUCAUACUUUCGUCCUCUUACGUAAGUGAACCUCUUAAACACUUAUAUCACUAUUAAAACACACACACACACACACACACACACACACCCUCCAAUCAGUGUGUCAGUGUUAUCAGUGGAGCUGAUCAAUCAAAACAUGAACCACCUGAAGGCUGUUACGGAGCGUCAAUCUUUCAUUCACGCUUUUCUAUCAUAACAACCUCCUCCCCCCGCUGACAACCUUGACCGCGGCCUCAGCAGCGAUUUGAACGCCGUUAAAGUCAAUGAGCAACUUCUGUAAUUGUGUGUGUGUGUAGCUGUGUGUGUAGCUGUGUGUCUGAUCGGCCCUGUUUGGGAACCCUCCAGCCCUCUUUACAAACAAUAACUGAGCUGAUAAAACCUGAAGGUCCACACAGAGGGAGUUUAUAGACGUCCUGAAAGAGCCUGGAAGUGUUUGCUCUCUGACGCCGUAAAAAAAAGAAAAACCACAGACUCAGGUGGUUUUCAAACGCUGUUUUGAUUCUUCUGAGGAGUUACAGGACGGCGUGGAGUGUCCUCUGAGUUUUUCUUCUGGUUUGAUCGUUUUUGCACAAAGACUUUUUAACGGUUUGACUUUAACAAACUUCACAUUUGAAACUUUAAAUCUGAUCAUUUUAAACUGAGUAAUUAGUCUGGAUUAUUUCAGGAUUAAGACGUCUAGAAUUAAAGAAAGAAACAGGCUUGGUUUACGAUAGUGGCAGCUCAGCUGUCAGCCCCCGACGUCCCUCCAAAGAGCCGCAGAAAAACUCAGAUUUCAAACAUGAAUCUGUUUUUAUAACUAAUUUAAUAGUUCACUUGGUCUGUGAGUUUUAAUCAUUUUGGAUGAGUUGACUAGCGGUCGUCAAAUAUUGUUUUUUUAAGGCCAGUAGAGAUAACAAAGUAGGUCAUGAGACAUUUAAAUAUUAAACAGAUAUAGACAAGUUUAUUAGUAAAGCACCGUUCAUACACAAGGUAAUUAAAAGUGCUUUACAUAAAAGAAUAAGAUAAAAAGAGAGAAAUUAAAACAAUUUAAAAUCAAAAAGACAAACAGAUCAAUGUUUUCGUCUGUUUUCGUCUUUGCCCAGAACGCCAUGAAAACCAUCAUUUCCCUGAAAAAUGAAAUAAGUCACAAGUUUUCAGACCCCCCACUGAGUCAUUUUUGGUCUAAUAGACGUCUAAAUGUAGCCGAGACGACUAGUCUAAAAUCAGGCUAACACAGGUUAAAAAUGAAAGUUUUUUAGACGUCUAAAUUUAGACCAAGUCUAAAUCUGGUCUAUAUCUAUACCACUCUGUAUUUUGCUCAAUGGCUAUCAUAAUUAUUUUGGUUUAGUACUUGAAGAUCAGUUAUAAACUCACAGUUGCUUUUUGAAAUAAAGUUAUUGAAUAACGGGUUAAAGUGCAACGUCUGAAUACCAUCUACAAAUAUACAGAAUCUAGACGAUUGAAUUAGGUCUGAAUUAGGUCUGUCGGGUUAUGGUUAGGAGAUUCAGAAGUGCGAUAAUGUUCUGUCCGCGUUCGGCUUGAGCGUGUGAUGACGUUUCCAGUUUUUCUAGCAAAUCAGAGGCGAAGGAGGCGGGACUUACCCCUACCAUUCUACAAAAAAAAAAUAUUGCAUCCCGGACCGUAAUUAGUUUUAGUUUUUAGAUAAUCAGCUGUCAAAAAACAGAUUAGUUGUUGUUCCCCUUAAAUCUUGUAAAUUAUGAUAAAAUCCUAAAAAUAAACCAAACGUGAGCAGCAGCUCAGCUCACAGCCUCCAUUUACAUCUCGUCUCAGAGGAGUUUAAGAGAGGCGCUUUUUAGCUCUAAAAAAAAAAAAAAGAAAAUAAAUUAAUUUAGAGAUUCUUUUUUUUCUAAAAUAAAAGGAAAAUCUUCUGAUUCUCCAGGUUUCAGCAGCACUAUGGACCUCUGUGAUAAACGUCGUAACAUCGUGAAAAGAAGAUCGUAGUUUCCGGUUUAGUAAAGUCGUAGAGCAGACCGACCUCCUGAUCUCUCCUGGAGUGUUUUCACCCCGGAGUGAGAGGAACGUGAGUCCUCCUAUAGAGAGUAAACAUAGAUGUCCUGUCAGCCUGUAAGAAAAGCUUUUUGUCUCCGUUUGAUUGAUGAUCCUGCCGCACUGCCUCAGUGAGUGUGUGUGUGUGUGUGUGUGUUGUUGUGUUUGCAUGUGUCCAUUAAGGGUUAUGAGGUAUUCAGACACACACUCGUUAGUGAAUGUUUGAGAAACAUACAGAACAAAUCGAGCGUUUCUAAUCGACCGUCGAACAAAACAACAAAUCUCUGCAGGAGCUUUAAAGUGACGAUGAUGAUGAUGAUGAUGAUGAUGAUGAUGAUGAAGAUGAUGAUGAUGAUGCUUUUUGGAUGUUUGAUCGUGUUUUUAGCAGCUCAGCUCUCAGCCUCUCUUUAAAGACACUUUUUCACAGAAAGACUGCAGUUGUUUAUAAAAACGUAAACACCUUCAGAGAGAAUUAAAACCUGAAAGUGUAAUCUGCUGAACAAACGCCGUCUCUCUUUAAAGCGCCGUAUAGAUGGAUGGUUUUCAGGUUUGCACCUGACCUUCUGGCAGCUCAUUAAAGAGUCUAUACCGGUCAAGUGUGUUUGUUCUGUGCAUGUGUGUGUGUGUGUGUGUGUGUGUGUGUGUCGUAUUUCACCCACUUGUUUGCCAUCCCUCGGGGAUAAUAGUCAGAGAGAGGCGGCGGUGGCGGCGGUGCUUUGACCCCGAUGGAGCAGCUAUAGAGUCAAACCAAACACACCUGCAGGAGCGUCCCGGCCUUUUUAUACCAGGACAUUUGUACAAACACACAUAAAGAGCAGCGAACUCCUCCAGAAACAGGAUAUUGUCCUGACUGCGGGCUCUGAUGUGGGAUUAGUCGGAUUAAAGAAGUCUAAAAAGACGAUUGUUGUCUUUGUGGGGAUUAAAAACCGACUCUUUAUUUAUUAAAAACCUCCUCAGAUUAAAAUAAAACACAGAUUAACUCUCGUUAUCUCGGCGCCCCCUCUGCUCUUUGGACCCCUUUACUCAGCUCACAGCUGUCACCUGGUGAUUGAUGACCAAUAGCAGAUAUCUCCUGGUAUUGAUUAGAGAGUCUCAUAAACGCAGUAUCAGGGCUCACGCUGCUAAUGAGAAAAAGGAGGUCCUCGCCUCUCUGCUGGGAAAAGACUGCACACCUGAGGGGCGGUCUUCACGUACCGAGGGGCGGGUUUUCAGCAAAAAUCAAAAUAAUUCAUAAAACAUCUUUAGGCAGAGAGAGCAGCAGCAAAGAGUCGGCGUGGAGACGUCACUCAGAGACGAUCAGACUUUGUUUUCUUUAAAUUAUUCUCAUUUUUAUUGUCAGCGUUGUUUUUUGUUUCCUCAGCCGCCUGUUCAGCUCUUCUGCGUCGAUGAUUAGCUCACUGUUUGGUCGCGGCACGUUGCUGCACGGCUCAGAAAUGUUUGGGUGUGGUUGGAUGGUGUUGUGAUAGAUUUGUUUGGCUUCUUAAUCUCAGGCGCUCUCAGUUCCUGUUUUCUACCUGCCUGUACGUUUACACCCAGAGGAGGGUUUCAGUCCUAACAUCAGGGGUGAUGUUUAUCCUGGACGCUUGUGUGUAAAACGAGGACAAAAUGUAGUUUGUAAUUCUUUUAAAGCUCAGAUAAUGCAUGCACAGUUUGUCUCAUCCUGCAGCAUUAAAAUCAGUUUUUGGUUUGAACAAGAAGAUUUGUGUCAAGUCUGAAAAUCUUUUGUUUCUGAUGCAAAAGUUCAGGGGUGCAAGAAUUCAUAAUCGAUUCCUCCUGUCUGACUUUUCCUCACUUUUCCUCUCGUCUGUGUGUUUCAGGGGAGAAACCGUACCGCUGCACAUGGGAGAGCUGCGACUGGCGCUUCGCCCGAUCGGACGAGCUCACCCGACACUACAGGAAACACACCGGAGCCAAACCCUUCAAGUGCGUCGCCUGCAGCCGCUGCUUCUCCCGCUCCGAUCACCUGGCCCUGCACAUGAAACGCCAUCAGAACUAA